Mustela erminea (ermine) is the source of this 1082-nucleotide messenger RNA. Its product is annotated as igE-binding protein-like. Gene Ontology annotation, molecular function: nucleic acid binding. The transcript is spliced from 2 exons. Lineage: Eukaryota; Metazoa; Chordata; Mammalia; Carnivora; Mustelidae. Bases 70 to 474 code for a protein of 134 amino acids. The record is from RefSeq and is a predicted model, not a curated record. Gene Ontology annotation, biological process: DNA integration.
CUUGGAUUGGAGGACGACUGACGAAGCCCAGACUCAGCCAACCCUCUCACCCAGGCCGAGCCCACGGUUAUGCUCCAGGUAGCGGGCUGGAUCGAGGCAUACCCCACGGCUCGGGAAACAGCUGACGUGGUGGCUACAAUACUCCUCGAGCACAUCUUCCCGAGGUUCGGAUUUCCCCAGACCCUCCAGUCAGACAACGGACCCGCCUUCGUCUCCAGUGUAACCCAACAGGUAACUGAGAGCCUCAACAUAACGUGGAAACUUCACAUCCCAUACCACCCACAGUCAUUGGGUAAGGUAGAAAAAGCCAGUGGGCUGCUCAAAGCCCAACUCACCAAACUUACCCUAGAGACCAUAUCUCGGGCCCACACUUCUGCCCCUGGCUCUCACCAGACUCUGGGCUACGCCCCGCGGGCCUUUGGGCUUAAGCCCAUUCGAAUUACUAUUUGGCCGGCCCUUUCUUGGAAAUCAUAGCCUUCCGGCCAUUUCCCCGCCUCUUUUAUCCUAUCUACCUUACCUCACUCUACAUCGUAGGGAUACCCCUCCCUAUUGACUGGCCACUCCCCAACUUCAAGGCCACAAAUAAUACGGUCCAUAUUGGCCCCAUGGGGGAAACAUACCUAUUAUUAAUGUGUCCUCCCCUCUUACCACCGCAGCUGCCAACAUCACUAACUCCUCCCUCCCGUAUUGUACUCCCUCGGGAAUAUUUCUCUCGUGCCCUCAGGGAACCUAUCGCUGCCUGACCACUAAUGACUCCCUGGGCUAUAUAUUCAUUCUACUAUCUCCUUCUACCACCAUCUACUCUGAAUCCCAGCUGCUAUCCAUCCUAUUCCCCCAACACCAUGGAGGAAGGGCUGCCUUUCUCCCAUUCAUAAUAGGGGCAGGAGUAGCCACAGGGGUGGCAACCGAGACAGUGGGGAUAGGAACUUCCAUAGACUUUUAUUACAAACUCUACAAAGCCCUGAAUGAUGGCAUGGAACGGGUUGCUGACUCCCUCACAGCCCUACAGACGCAAGUCACCAGCCUGGCAGCCUUAGCUCUACAGAACCGACGGGCCUUAGACCUUCUGACCCCCGAAAAAG